AUGGCACCUUCUUCCAGGAGUUCCAACUCCGGCCAGGUCGUUGAGUACAUUCCAGCUAUGACACAGACCAAGCUAGGAGACUCGCCCUCUCCCGGCCGCUCUUUCACUACCCACGCCCUAUACCCAUCCUUAUUAUUCAACGCAGAAGCCUUUCCUGUCACAUUAUUAACAAUUGCAGACCGCCUAUACCUAGCAUCAUAUUUACAUCCCCCUAACGCCGAUACCGUCUUCCCUUACUCGGAACAGCCACAAUCUCGCUCGCCCGGGAAACGAUCACAAAGGGCGGUAGAUGGACCUGCGCCUGUCCCGUCCAAGGCUGACAGACACCCUCCCUAUUAUUUCACUGUCGAUGACAUGCUUCUCUACAACGCUUUUCAUCACGACUUUGGCCCGCUCCACAUUGGCCAUCUAUACCGAUUUGCUCUGUAUUUUCACGACAUUCUUGGCGCUAAGGAAAACCAGCACAGACCUAUUGUGUUUUGGAGUCGUGCGGAUCCUAGAAGUCGAGCAAAUGCAGCUUGUUUACUAGCUUGCUACAUGGUUUUGAUCCAGUCCUGGCCACCUCAUUUGGCCCUCGCACCGAUUGCGCAGGUCGAUCCACCCUUGAUGCCUUUCCGUGACGCUGGUUACAGCCAAGCAGACUACGGCAUCACUGUCCAGGAUAUUGUGUAUGGUGUUUGGAAAGCCAAGGAGGAAGGCUGCUGCGUCUUGGAUGACUUCGAGCUCGACGAGUAUGAGAAGUACGAACGGGUCGAGCACGGUGAUUUCAACUGGAUUACACCGCAUUUCUUAGCAUUCGCAUCACCACAAUCUACUCCCGCGACACGUAUUACAGAGUCUUCCGAAUUAUUUGCUACGCUACCAAAGACGCUCGCCGCAGUGGACGCCCACCCAACUCUUUCGCAACCCUUCAAGAACGUGUUGAAACACUUCUCUGAACGCAACAUUGGACUGGUUGUACGACUCAACUCUCCUCUAUACUCCCCCUCAUACUUCGAGGCUUUAGGAAUUCAACACCUGGAUAUGAUCUUCGAGGAUGGUACUUGCCCUCCUUUAAGCACUGUACGGAAAUUCAUCAAACUUGCGCACGAGACAAUCACUGUGAAGAAGAAGGGCAUUGCAGUACAUUGCAAAGCUGGUCUGGGAAGAACUGGGUGCUUGAUUGGAGCAUACCUUAUCUAUCGUCAUGGUUUCACUGCCAACGAGAUCAUCUCCUUCAUGCGGUUCAUGCGACCAGGCAUGGUCGUAGGCCCUCAGCAGCAUUGGCUACACAUGAACCAAGGCAUCUUCCGGGAAUGGUGGAUAGAGGAGAGGAUAGAGAGGAAGCUGAGGAAAGAGAUGGCAGCCAGCCUCAACCUCCCACCAAGCACACCUAUUCGUGCUAUGCAAAAGACAUCUCUCAACCGAAAUGCUCAGGCCUCAACCCCCCCUAGUAGGACUCCCUCCAACCGUACCCCGCUUGGCGAGGUGGACGAUGAACGCCGUAAUGCCGGUGUGCAGGAUGACUAUCUACCUGCCCCAACUCCAGGCCAACCUCGGAAGACUAGUCGCAUAGACCGCCACCAUCCCUACCAGCGUAACGCAAUGCAACAUCCCACAGUCGAGGAGGAGCAAGAAGCAUCUGAAAAGAAUGUUGAGGUCGUGGCCGUCCAGAGACGAUCCAACGAUGCUGAGUCAGAAGAAGAAUGGCUAAUGCGCACGCGCACACACCGAAAAGGGUCACCCAACCGCAACGAGAAGACUCGAUCCGUGAGCCAAACUACCACGACAACGAUCUACCAGGUCAUUGAUAACGACGCAUCGAACGACACGGAGAAUGUUGGCUGCGGCAAGCCAAAGACUGUCGCGGAUCACGUUACUGGAUCACCGACACGGUCAGCCAGCGCAUCUGGUGUCUUGACUAAGGUUAGAGGCAGCAAGAGGACCGCCGAGUCCCGCAACAAAGAAUCAUCUGGUGUACGAAAAACCAGUGGUCGGAUUGGUAGUGUCAGCACCAACUCUGGUACGAAUGCAACGGUACGUAAGGUUUCCGCGAUGUAG
Messenger RNA from Hypoxylon fragiforme, 2040 nucleotides. Its product is annotated as phosphatases II. The record is from RefSeq and is a predicted model, not a curated record. Bases 1 to 2040 code for a protein of 679 amino acids. The transcript has 3 exons. Gene Ontology annotation, cellular component: centrosome; nucleolus; spindle pole. Gene Ontology annotation, biological process: positive regulation of cytokinesis; microtubule cytoskeleton organization; protein dephosphorylation. Lineage: Eukaryota; Fungi; Ascomycota; Sordariomycetes; Xylariales; Hypoxylaceae. Gene Ontology annotation, molecular function: protein tyrosine/serine/threonine phosphatase activity; protein serine/threonine phosphatase activity.